Dentiscutata erythropus is the source of this 1710-nucleotide messenger RNA. The record is from the annotation of a GenBank genome assembly. NCBI's taxonomy places the organism in Eukaryota, Fungi, Glomeromycota, Glomeromycetes, Diversisporales, Gigasporaceae.
AUGAUACACACUCAUAUUAGCAUUGAAGAUUAUGACAAAUUGCCAAAGUUUACCUGGAAAGAAUUUAAUCAACGUGUUCAUAGUGGUGCUAAUCUUGUUGUUUGUGAUGGACAUGUAAUUGAUGUUCACAAAUGGAUUGAUUCUCAUCCAGGUGGAGGCCAUAUAAUUAAAAGGGUUGUUGGGUCUGAUAUUACCAACGAUUUUUACAAUAUGCAUCAAGAUAUUUCAAUCACUGAAGAAUUUGAUACACCAGAGACACCUUUAUUAUUAACCGAAGAACCUUCCAAGAAAAAUUCCAUGAUAUUUAAAUAUAUUUAUCAUCUUCAAGGGAAAUAUACUCCUCAAAAAAAGAACACAUUUGCUACUUUCAUUGAUAUUCUUAAUUCAAAAUAUUAUUUAAAAGCUCCUAUUGCACAACAUACUCAUAGCAGGUUUGCAACUCAAACGAUGGCUUCGAUGGUUAUAGCUAAAAUUGAAGGAAUUGAAAAAGAUUAUGUAACAGAUAGAUUUUCUAUGGCAACAUCCAUUGAUAGUCAAAUCAAUUCAUUAUCUAGUGAUGACGAUGAAUUACCUUCUAAUAUGGAGCAUAUCAAAUUUUACCGUUAUAAGCUUACUAGUAAAGCGAUGGUUAAUGUAAAUGAUAAAAUUCCUGUGAUGAGAUUUACUUUCACUAAAAUUUAUCAACAUAGUAAUGAUGAUAAUAUGAGAUUUUAUCCAGGAAAUUACGUUGAAUUAUUUGCCAAAGUAAAAGGUCAGAUGGUGACAAGAAAAUAUUGUCCAUUGGAAGGCAAAUUUUCGAAAUCAUUUUCGAUUUACGUUAAGAUUUAUCCGAAUGGACUUUUAUCUCGGCAUUUGAAUAAACAACUGUUAGGAUAUGAAAUUUUAGUCCGUGGUCCAUUUGAUGUCAAAUUAUCUCCUUAUACUAGAAUAUUACCAUUUGCUGUAAAAGGUUCCUUAUUAAAUCCGAAUGGCCUUGAUGGAUGUUGGAAUGAAUUAUACAUGAUUGCUGGAGGUACUGGCGUAACACCAAUGUUGCAGUUAAUAAAGUAUCAUUUAGAACAAUCAUCAAAGCAAAUUAAUGAAGUUGAUCAUUAUAAAAGGAUGAAUUUACUAUAUGCAAAUGACACGGUUGAAGAUAUAAUUGAUGGCAUAUUGCUCGAAGAUUUAGCACUCACGAGUCGUGGACAACUUACUGUCACAUAUUGUCUUUCAAAUCCACCUGAAGAAUGGAAAGGUUUAAGUGGUAUAAUUGAUUUGAACUUAUUAUCAGAAUGGCUAACUAAAAUGGGAUGUGAAUUAACUUCAUAUUCACCUGAACAAUAUCAAAGUUCUUCAAAUGUUGGAAAUAUUUUUCUUAGUAGUUCCGUACGCUAUGUCGGAUAUAAUGAUAUAUAUAAUAUCAAAGAUGAUCAAAAGAAUUCAAAGCGAUCUUUUGUCUCCUCUCUGUCACAAAUUAAUGAAACUUUUCAUGGAAAUCAGUCUUCUAUGAGAAGUUCAAAAACUUCUUUACAACUUGACAGAGAAAUAAAUGAUGAUUCUAAUAAUAAAUUCACAUUACAAAAAGAAGUAUCUAAAAAGAAUUCUCAACUAUCGAUAGACCUUAAUGCUCUUCCUACAGCGUUACGGACAGAAAUUAGUCCUUUAUUUGAUAAAAGCUCUGGAAUUAACUUUUUGCAUCGAAAAAUUGUUGUUUGCGGACCAAAUGGAAUG